Molecule: messenger RNA, 2821 nt
Organism: Neohortaea acidophila
Lineage: Eukaryota; Fungi; Ascomycota; Dothideomycetes; Mycosphaerellales; Teratosphaeriaceae
Product: C-type lectin protein
Exons: 8
Coding region: 145-2709 (854 amino acids)
Source: RefSeq, a predicted model, not a curated record
CCCUGCAGCGUUGGUGUUUGGUUUGCGAUUGCGUGCCGUCAACAACCUGGAUGGCGACAAUGAUACAAAAGACGGUUGGUGUAGCUCUCGAGAUUUCCUAGCUUGGAAGUCGUUUCCUUGGCCGCUUUUUCUCCCUUUACUACAAUGGGUUCUCUCUCGGACGGGGCUCCGUCCAAGGGGCAGACCUCAGCCUCAAACAUCAUUGACAUUCGCUCUGACACCGCAGGGAUUGAGUUGAAGCAACUCAUCCUCGACGGACUAAAGCCUGAAGAUGCGCAAGAGAAGAAGACCUUGCCUACCCUGUUGUUGUAUGACGAGGCUGGCUUACGGCUGUUUGAAGACAUCACGUAUUUGGACGAGUACUACUUGACGAACCAGGAGAUCUGGAUGCUGGAGCAUUAUGCAGACCGGAUUGCCGAACGAAUUCCCAACGAUGCUCUCAUUGUCGAGCUCGGUAGCGGCAAUCUCCGCAAGGUCAAGAUUCUGCUGGACGCUUUGGAGCGAGAUGGCAAGUCUGCCUCCUACUAUGCCCUGGACUUGAUGGAGUCCGAACUCGUGCGAACGUUGGCGGCUGUCCCAAAAGAUGCUUUCAAGCACGUCAAGUGCGCCGGCCUCUGGGGAACGUACGACGAUGGACUUGCAUGGCUGAAGCGUCCGGAGAAUGCCAACCGACCCAAGGCCAUCCUCUCCCUGGGCUCGAGCAUUGGUAAUUUCACGCCAGAAGAAGCGGUGCCAUUCAUCUCGCAGUUCACCGACGAGCUGAAGCCGAAUGACAUGAUGCUGGUCGCCAUCGAUGCCUGCCAAGAUCCCGACAAGGUCUAUCAUGCAUACAACGACCGGGGUGAUGUGACGCACAGAUUCACGAUGAAUGGACUGAAACACGCCAACACUCUGCUGGGCCGUGAGGCGUUCAAGCUGGACGAGUGGGAAGCUGUCGGACGAUACGACGUCGAAGGCAGCCGCCAUCGGGCUUUUGUGGCGCCGAAGACGGCGACAACGGUGGAGGGCGUCCAGGUGAACGCCGGCGAGUUAAUUCAAAUUGAAGAGAGCAACAAGGUCUCGGAGGCCGAAGCCAGCCGCUGGUUCAACCAAAUGCUUGGCAAACGCGUCAUGCAAGGGAGUGUUUUUGCUAACGAGGAUGGAUCCUACUUCUUGCACCUACUCAGUCCUACCAAGAUGUUGUCGACAGCGGAUCCGGCGCAGUACGCGGCGCAUCCCGUGCCCAGCCUGGAAGAAUGGCACGACCUCUGGCGCAACUGGGAUACCAUCACCCAGCAGAUGAUCUCCCACGAGGAGCUCUACGAAAAGCCGAUUAAGCUUCGAAACGAGUGUAUCUUCUACCUCGGACACAUUCCCACCUUCCUCGACAUCAAACUCACCGAGGCGACCAAGACGCCGCCGACGGAGCCGAAGUAUUUCUAUCAAAUCUUCGAGCGCGGCAUCGAUCCCGAUGUCGACAAUCCCGAACAAUGCCAUUCCCACAGCCAGGUCCCUGAUGAAUGGCCCGCUCUCAAGGAUAUCCUGGCGUAUCAGGAUCGAGUCCGCGAGCGUACGACCAAGCUCUACAAGACCGGCCAGGCGUACAACGACCAAUGGACUGGACGCACGCUAUGGCUCGGCUUCGAGCAUGAAGUCAUGCACAUGGAGACGUUGCUGUACAUGCUCGUGCAAAGCGAGAAGACCAUCCCUCCGGACGGUGUGAUGGCUCCCGAUUUCGAGCAGCUCGCCGCUCAAGCGAAGAGGCAGGCCGUUGAGAACGAGUGGUUCGAUAUUCCUGCACAGUCGAUUGAGUUCGGCCUCCACGACCCCGACAACGGCGAUGGGCCGGUGCGGUAUUUUGGGUGGGACGUCGAGAAGCCGGCGUACACUAAGCACGUCAAGGCUUUCAAGGCUCAAGGCCGCCCCAUCUCGAACGGCGAGUAUGUCAAGUACCUCUGUGAAAGCGGGAAGACGCACGAGCUCCCGGCGUCCUGGAUGCAAGUUUCCGAAACGAACGGCGUCAACGGGACGAAUGGGGUGAAUGGGCAUCACGUGAAUGGCGACGCUGCAUUUUACGAGUUCUUGCACGGAAAGGCUAUUCGCACCGUGUACGGACCCAUCGCUCUCAAGCACGUGCUGGACUGGCCUGUUGCUGCGUCGUACGACGAACUCGCUGGCUGUGCCGCUUACAUGGGCGGUCGAAUCCCGACUCUCGAGGAGGCUCGCAGCAUCUACGCUCAUGCCGGCGAGCUGAAGAAGAAAGAAGCCGACAAAGUCUCGGGAAAGAGAAUUCCGGCGGUUAACGGCCACUUGGUGAACGAGGGCGUGGAGGAGACGCCCCCAUCCAAACGUUUGAUUAACGGCGCCUCCAACGGCGCAACUCACCUCGACCCCACGAAGUUCCACGUCGACCUCGAGCAGGCCAACGUGGGCUUCAAACAUUGGCAUCCCAUGCCCGUCACUCAACAUGGCGGCACACUCGCUGGCUUGAGCGAGAUGGGGGGUGUGUGGGAAUGGACGAGUUCGCCGCUGGAGAAGAUUGCUGGCUUUGAACCUAUGAAGCUGUACCCUGCUUACAGUGACGACUUUUACGACGGCAAGCACAACAUUGUCUUGGGAGGAUCGUGGGCCACGCAUCCUCGUAUCGCGGGCCGCAACACCUUUGUGAAUUGGUACCAGCGCAACUACCCGUUCGUGUGGGCGGGUGCUCGUUUGGUCAAGGAUGCCUGAGGCCUCACACCGAGACACGCCGCACGUCUCCCCUCCCUAUGUUUGACGACUCUCUCCUUAUUCCUUGAAGUAACGUGUUCCUAAUCGCAAACAUCUUUUCCUCUCCCCAGCU